This is a messenger RNA of Ictalurus punctatus (channel catfish), 7579 nucleotides long. RefSeq names its product SET domain containing 1B, histone lysine methyltransferase a (gene setd1ba). Bases 299 to 5485 code for a protein of 1728 amino acids. The transcript is spliced from 18 exons. Gene Ontology annotation, cellular component: Set1C/COMPASS complex. Gene Ontology annotation, molecular function: protein binding; histone H3K4 methyltransferase activity; RNA binding. Lineage: Eukaryota; Metazoa; Chordata; Actinopteri; Siluriformes; Ictaluridae. The record is from RefSeq and is a predicted model, not a curated record.
ACGCCUCAUCAUGCCCAAAUAAGUGUGUCGAAUAACUUCGUGCUCGGAGAAGGUUACGCGUUUGUCGUUUUGAAUGGAAUAGUAUGGCUAAAUGUCGUGUCGAAUCUGCAUCGACGAAAACGCAGGCUAGCGCUCUAUAGUGGUGUAUUGUGGGAGAGACCCAGAGAGAAAGCCCAGGCUAGAGACACACAAUAUGUGUUGGCUCGCAAAAAAAGAGGCAGUAUCUUCAAACCAUGUAAUGUAAAUCAGCGAACGCGCGCACACUUGAUUGUAAAACUAAUCGAUCGGACACAUUAAAAUGUCCAGACCUGGAGAGAGAAGCAGAGGAGAUGAAGAUCACGGCAAAAGGCAGAGUUCAAGUUUGGCGAACGGCGGCACGGAGAACAGCUCGGCAGAGAAGCGGAGAGAGCACCACUGGAGAAGUUGGAAGUUGAUUAUUGACCCGGCGCUGAGAAAGGGCUCACACAAACUCUACCGAUACGAUGGACACAGUUUCAACAUACCGAAUGCCGGGAUCCCCCCGGUGGACAUGGUCAGGGAUCCCCGGAUCGGUCGCCUGUGGACCCGGUACAAGGAGACCGACCUGCCCGUGCCCAAGUUUAAGAUUGAUGAAUGCUACAUCGGGCGCGUGCCUCCGAAGGAAGUGACAUUCGCAAGGCUGAACGACAACAUCCGGGAGGGUUUCCUUACCGACAUGUGCCAGAAAUACGGCGAAAUCGAGGAGGUGGAAAUUCUGUACAAUCCGAAAAAUAAGAAGCACCUGGGCAUCGCUAAAGUUGUGUUUGGCUCAGUGAAAGCUGCCAAGGACGCGGUGCAGAACCUGCACAACACCUCUGUGAUGGGGAACAUCAUCCACGCAGAGCUCGACCCCAAAGGUGAGAACCGGCUGCGUUAUGUCCAGAGACUGAUAACUGGGAGCUUCACGCCCCUGACCGUGCCAGUGGGAGACGAUGAUGCGUGUGAGGUGUCACCGCGCAGCCUGGCCGAGGCGCUGCUGUCGUCCUGUGAGCCGUUACGUCGUCUCUCUGAAGGUGGGUCCACCAGCACAAGCACCCCGCUCUCCAUGGACACGGCAUAUUCAAGCCUUAGACAGGAUGCUACACCCCAAUCACAGACAACGCCCAUCACGCCCCGCCCUUCUGGCACACCCUUCUCUCAGGACUCUGCCUACUCUGGCAGGCAGGCCACGCCCACCUUCCAGCGUUCCCGGAGGCACGAGACCAAAUUCCAGGACGCAUACAACCGCCGUCCGGAGAGGCAUUAUGUCCACGGGGGUUACCGUGGCAAUGCAGAGAAGCCAAACCCACCACCUGAAGCUCCACCCCCACCUGUCACACCCAAUUUUAAGCCUUCUUUCUCGCCGUACCAGCCCCCCAUGCCCCCCGUUUACCCUCCUGCUGAGCCACCCUUUCAACCAUCGGAUUACAGACACCCUCCUCCUCAAGCCCCGCUCCCUACUACGCCCGAAUUUCACCCAGAACCGCCUCCUAUGCCCGAGGAAACACGGCCUGCCACGCCGACCUCCUGCCCCUCCCCUUCCCCGGACACACCCACUCUGGAGGCAGAGCGUCACAGCCUGGACUCACGCAUUGAGAUGCUGCUGAAGGAAAAACGCACAAAGUUGCCAUUCCUGAACGAAGGUGGAGACUCGGAUGGAGAGGUGCGCAUGGAGGGCAGUCCCAUCUCCUCCUCCUCUUCUCAGCUAUCCCCGAUCCCGCCAUCCUCUGCCGUCCUACGCACACCCCGCCCUCCAAGCACCGGCCUUGAGGAUAUCAGCCCCACUCCACUGCCCGACUCUGAUGACGACGAGCCCAUCCCAGGCACUGCCUCCGCUACGCACCUCCCACCGAGUGCCUCACCGUCAAACACGCACAAUGUUGCGGGGCCACAUACCCCAACCGACAAAGUGGAUACGGGUAACCAGUCGUCAGGGGAGGAUAUGGAAAUCUCUGAUGAUGAGAUGCCAGGCACGCCCACCUCCAGCGACUGCGCUAAGGGCAUUGUGAUGAACUCGGCCGUGUCUCCGAUAGCUCCUCAGUCCAUGCCGCUCCCACCGCCUGGCUUCCCCCCUCUACCCCCUCCACAGCCUGCUUAUCCCAUGCACCCUGCUCACAUGCCCCCCCAUCUCCCUGCCCCACCUCCAAUGCUGCCCCCAAUGCACCCGUAUCCACCGGGCAUGAUGGCCAUGAUGCCUGUGGAGCUGAUGAGCUGUUUGCCGCAGUGGGGCAACGUGCACAUGUCAUUCCAGAUGCAGACACAAAUGCUGAGCCGCAUAGCACAGAGCCAGCGUCCUUACCCCUUCCCACAGUUCCUAGGAGGAACGGCAACGGCAAAUGCAGGUGCCAUGCAGUUCGGCGGUCCCUACCCACACAUGUCCAUGGUGAACACUCCGGGUGGUGGACACGGGCAGCCCUGGCCUUUACCCAGUGUGCCCAAGUUUAACCCGUCUGUGCCACCACCCGGCUAUGAGCCCAAGAAAGAAGACCCACACAAAGCCACGGUGGACGGCGUGCUCAUGGUCAUUGUCAAAGAGCUGAAGGCCAUCAUGAAGAGAGACCUCAACCGCAAGAUGGUAGAAGUGGUGGCCUUCAGGGCCUUUGAUGAAUGGUGGGAGAGGAAGGAGCACUCUGCCAAGGCGACGUCCACCCCAGUGAAGACCGGCGAGGGUAAGGAAGACGAUAAGGAGCGAGUGAAACCGAAAGAGACGUUGUCAUCCAGUCUGUUGGAGACAUGGAGUAAAGGCGAGGGUCUCGGUUACGAGGGCAUGGGUCUGGGGAUCGGCCUGAGAGGUGCCAUCCGCCUUCCGUCCUUCAAGGUGAAGAGGAAAGAGCCUCCAGACCCCGUCUCCACAGGAGAGAGUAAGAGAGCUCGGCCGUCCACGCCUGUAGACGAUGAGCUGGAGGAUGAAGAGUCAGAAAGAGCAGAUGCCCCCUCAGACGGCACCCGAGUGGAUGACGCAUCCUCUACCAAGCGAAGGCACGCCCGUCCUGUGGAGCUGGACAGUGAAGGAGAGGAGGAAGAGGACGAGGAAGAGGAGGAGACGGGCAGGGAGGAGUCUGUGUCCGAACGAGAGGACGAGGCCGAUGUAGACGUCUCGGAGAGACUGUCCACUAGCAAGGAGGCAGAAAAGGAUAACGAAGAUGAUGAUGAGCGCGGGAGCGGGUCUGAGAGUGAGAGCAGUUCAUCUGACUCGUCUGACGAAGAAUCCACCAGCUCAUCAUCUUCUCAGUCUGACUCUGACUUCUCCGAGAGUGACAGCUCUUCCGACUACGAGUCCAGCUCAGAUGAGGAAGAGGAGGAGGAGGAGGAGGAGGAGAAAAAAGCACAGGAGGUCACCAUGGACACAGACGAUGAAGACAGGGAAGUAGUGCCGUCGUCAUUGGUGUCUUCCUCGUCCUCACCUUUGUUGUCCUCUGAGGAAGAGGAGGAGGCAGAGAUGAAGGCUCCCAGCACACCUGCUGCUCCUGUGAAAGAGGAAUGUGAGGUGGCACAGCUCGAGGCAGAGGAGGCAGUGACCACCAUCACUGCUGCUCAGGACAAUCUGAGGCGGCUGUCCCCUAAAGGAAUCAAAGAAGAGUCGGACAUUGAUCUGGAGGUAAGAAAGACAGAGCCCAACCUGGAGGGCGUGGGGACCCUGAGGCCUCCAACACCACCCCAUGCAGAGGAAGAGGAGGUGCCUCGAACUCCAGGUCGUGAUGUCCCUGCCCCUUCAGAGGUGGAGACAUCCACAAUUCACCUGCCCCUUCCCCCUGCUCAUUCUGUCCUCCCGCCCCCACGCCUCUCGAGCGACGAGGACGUUCCCCGCACACCGGGCCGUGACCUUCCCCACCGUUUCAACAAAUCACAGAGCAGUGAAACAGCACCUACUACACCUACAAUACCUGCUACACCCAGCACACCCGGUGAAGCUCCGCCCACAGGAAGCAGCGUGUCACUCAAUAGCCCGUUCCCUUACCCACUGCUCAGUGCGGGCAUCCCUCCCACACCUGGCCGGGAUCUGAACUUUACCCCGGUUUUCCCAGACUCCCCUGCCUCCCUUCCGCUUCAAAGAAAGUCCUCAUCUGAAAAGCCACUGUUCAAAGAGCCUGGCAGUGCCACUUCCUGUUCUUCUUCCCCGCUUCCUGUUGUUCCAGUUUCCUGUUUAGAUGCUGCUACUGUGCCAAUAAAUCAGCACGUUCCACUCAUAGAACUUCCUGUGCCCGACGAUUCUGCUUCCGCAAAGAAGAAACUGGGCCGACCCAGAAAGCCCGCCGUUGUUGAACCUGAGGAUGCCCAAGAACCUCCUGAGGCAAUGAUGUUGCUUCCUUCAGACCUCACGUUGAAGGACACGUUACCCGAAUGUGAAGCAAUACCGGGAGUGCCUCGAGGGUCAGAAGGCUCCGCAGCAUUGGCUCAGAAGGAGAGGGAGGAAAAAGCUGAAGUGAAACAUGAGGAAAUAAAGAAGGACAUAAAGGAAGAAGUGCAGGACGUGGAACAGACAGUUCUUUUUGAAGAGCCACUACAGAAAACACGGGGUCAGAGGCGGAGCUGGGAGACGCUCCUCCUCUCCAUGCACCUGCCCGUGAGGUCGCCACCCCGGCGCAGCUUCCUGCCGCGGUCCGAGUUUGAAGAGAUGACCAUCCUGUAUGACAUCUGGAACGAAGGCAUUGACGAAGAGGACGUACGCUAUCUCAAAAUCACUUACGAAAAAAUGUUGCAGCAGGAUAACAGCCAUGACUGGCUCAACGACACACUCUGGGUUCCUCACCCUCCUACCAGCAGUGGCAGUCUGCCUGGGGUCAAGAAAAAGCGGCGGGAGGACGGUAUGCGUGAUCACGUGACUGGCUGCGCGCGAAGCGAGGGCUACUACAAAAUCGACAAAAAGGACAAAAUGAAAUACCUGAACAGCACUAGGUUACAGUCAGACGAGCCUGAUAAAGACAUGCAGGGCCGGAUGAUCCCAGCUCAGCCCCACGCCUCGACCCGAGCAGGCUCAGAGAGACGCUCGGAACAGCGCCGCCUGCUGUCCUCGUUCAGCUGUGACAGUGACCUGCUCAAAUUCAACCAGCUCAAGUUCCGUAAGAAGAAGAUCCGAUUCUGUAAGAGUCACAUCCAUGACUGGGGUCUGUUUGCCAUGGAACCCAUCGCUGCUGACGAGAUGGUUAUUGAGUACGUUGGACAGAACAUCAGACAGGUGAUCGCGGACAUGAGGGAGAAGCGUUAUGAGGAGGAAGGCAUCGGCAGCAGCUACAUGUUCCGUGUUGAUCACGACACCAUCAUCGAUGCUACAAAGUGUGGAAACUUCGCUCGCUUCAUCAACCAUAGCUGCAAUCCGAACUGCUACGCCAAGGUGAUUACGGUGGAGUCUCAGAAGAAGAUUGUAAUCUACUCGCGCCAGCCGAUCAACGUCAACGAGGAGAUAACCUAUGACUACAAGUUCCCCAUCGAGGACGAGAAGAUCCCUUGUCUCUGCGGAGCCGAGAACUGCAGGGGGACGCUUAACUAACGCUGUAGAGCGGCAAGAAGCAGGGAGGGUGUUGGGGGUAACACACACACACACACACACACACACACACACACACACACGCACACCCUCCACCCUCCACUCUGCAGUUAGAGCAGCUACGUGUGUAGGGCUUUUUAUACAGAUAAAUCCAUCCGAUGAUUGUUUACGAUUUACACACCGGUGCUCUUUAGACCACAACAUGAAUUUUCUACCACUCUUCCACUGAGAGAGAAGGACGGCCACCCCAGUCUCCCUUCCCUUUCCGACGUCUACACACACGUUAUUGUGUAUUAGGCUUGUCUUCGCCCAUCCUCUUGCUUCUUUCCUCUUUAUAGACUUUAUUUCGAUACUGUACGCUCAGAAGGAUCCCUACGGGCACAGGCCUGUCGGUCACUACACGCACACAAAUUCAGUCACACUACUCUAACAUCAGGCUCGCUCACACACCUCAGACUUCCAUCGCCUGCAACAGUGUUUUUUCCACUUGCUUUUUUAAUACCCUUUCCAGUCAUAACAAUGCCGUGUGUAUUGUAUGUUUGUGUAUGUGUGUGCUGCCCCCUGCUGGCUGUCUUCUGUAAUUAUCAGCCUUCAGAAUUAUACUAAGGACGUUUUUUUUUUUUUUUUUUUUGUGAAACAAAUUGCACACAGAUAGACAGAGAAUGAGAGAUAGACAGAUAGAUAGAUAAAUAAAUAAAUAAAUAGAGAGAGUGUUGACCAGACAGCAUCUUUGUUCAGUCGAUGUUAAGUAUUUGACUGUAUCACAUUGUGAUAAUACGGCAUUAAUUACAAUUUAUUAUCACAAUAACGUAUUGUACUGGCAUGACAGUCCUGUCUGUCAUAUAAACUUAUGGAAGAGCUUAGGAAAACCACCAAAAUAAGGGACCUUAGAAGACCACGAAGUGACUGCCAUAUUAAUUGUGUUAAACAUAUCAUGAAUUUAUUUAUCGUCCAACGGAUCAUCAGCUUGAGUAUGUACUGUAGUAUGAAAGUUGGUAUUUCUGAAAACUGCUAAUGUUUAGAGAUCAUCUCACCGUUUAUUCUGUAUCCAUAGAGCUGCUUUCAUGACACCCGUUUAAGCGGAACGCUUGAUCGACGUGUACCUAGUAUUAAAAACGCGCGCACACAUACACACAAUGUAUUAAACAAACACAUAAUGGCAUUUCAUUUCUGAAUGCAAAGCUUUAUCAUGCUGAUCUUUCAUCUAGUGCUCAUUUGCUACCAUGUUCGUGCUAAUUUCACACGCUGCACAACGGUCACUUGUCUCAACUGUAUAGUAUUGUCUUUUGAGCUGUAUUAUGCUUCCUCACACUCAGUGACUGAACAUAGCAUUAAGCUAAUUAGCUAAAUGCUAAGGACAGGAAGUGAUUUAUAAUUGGUGCCAAUUUUUCUCCUUGGGUACAUUCUAAGCAGCGCAGAGCUGUUUUCCACCCUGCGGUGUUCUCUCUGUAAGAAUGUGUGUGUGUGUGUGUGUGUGUGUGUGUGUGUGUGUGUGUGUUUUUGUAACACUAAUACUUUCUUCCCUCUCACCUCCUUCCUGUCAUGCUCCCAUCAGGGUGGGCGUGUCUCUCUCUCUCUCUCUCUCUCUCUCUCUCUCUCUCUCUGCGUUUAUGUCAAUAUUGUACAGACGAAUCGUUUGUACAAAGGAUCAGAGACUUUUUAUUGCGAUACAGUGAGAUAUCGAGUAUCGGUGCAUCUUUUUUUACCAGCAGAACUAAUUUGAGAUGAGCUAUUUUUGGGAGAGCCGACGUGUCGCGUUCUCCCUUUAAAGAUUGUUUCUUGUAGAAACGUCUUUUUUUUUUCUGCCUGCUUUCCUUCAGUGUAAAUACUCAGACUGUGAAUAUAUAAAUAAAUAAGUAUAUAUAUAUUUUGGAGGUGAGGGCUCGCUUGGCGCCACACAGAGAGCGCGUGCAGGAUUUUCAGCUUGUGUCAAGCUUUAUUUUUUAUUAUUUUUCAGUUUGUAAAUUCUAUGAAAGCAGUUUGCCGUGUGUGAUGGAGGGAGGAUGACGAUGCUGCAUCGUUCCCUGACUAUUUAUUACACAAAUGUAUGAAAAACAGAUCAUUGACAAAAAAUAAAGGAUGUUUUUUCUCUUUGAA